AUGUCGCUUUUUCUUUGUCAUGGCUGCGGAGACACCAUCCCACCAAACAAGGCGAGGGUGCACUGCUUGCCCUGCGGCCGUUAUGAUCUGUGUGCGAGCUGUGCUCUUCUCGGGACCUACACUGAAUCACACCGACUAGGCCACAAGGUAGAAUUGUUUAGAGUAAGCGGCCACUCAGGGCCUGUGGCGGGAGACCGGACAGCUGCAUCCUCUGCCGCAGCUGCUGGACAGUGCUGGUCUACUCUAUUCGACCCCGAGACGUAUGCCACACUUCCUAGCUUUGUGGAUGUUGCCUCGGCGGUGUUCGGCUUUGUUGAUGUUGAAGGGAAAGGUUACUUGGCUCCGGAGACUUAUGGCCUACUGUUGGAUGUCUUGGAGUAUCCAGAAGCAAAUAACAUAUGGAGAGUCGCCUUGAAGAACGCCGAGGGUUCCGAGAAGGAGCACAUUGCUGAUAGAACCUUGAAGCGUUACUAUGAUAAGGACUCCAUCCAAUAUACCCUGGGCUUCCGAGGCGGGAACAACCAUAGCCCAAUCCCACAGUCCCCUCUACUUACACGCAAGGGAUUCAUCGAUUUGUGGGGAAUGGACGUACUUGACGAUCCAGUUUCGUUGCGUCAUCGCAUAAACACUCGUCUUCGAAAAUUUCAGCCAACGAUAUGGAAACAGCGUGGUGAUGUCCCCGAGUGGGUGUUCCCUAAGGCACCGGUCAGCUACGAGAUUUACUCCAAGACCCGUCUGAACGUAAGUAAGAGCGGCUUGGAGGAGUUGGAAGGAACACCACAGCAGUCGGCUCCCGUAACUCUGAUAGAACCCGUACUGGCUGGCUAUAAUUGGACUCAACCGAUGGUGCCCUCUCAGCUGCAAACAAGAUUGCAGCCACCCGCAACGGCGCCACUGGAAGCAAUCCAUUAUGAGCCAAGUGGCAACGGCGACGAGGACUCCGAGGCAGUCAAGAAAGCAAAAGCGGAAUUGGAAGAAUUGGAAAAGUCCUACGAUAGGCAAUUAGCAGAUCUGAAGAGAGCCAACGACCUUGAGUGUAUCAGAGCUCAGCAGCAGAUGAAUAUAGACACGCUCCGUAGCAUGGAGAGAAAUCGAGAGUUCAUUGGGACCAUCGGCCAGGACAGGGACUAUAUUAUUGAACGCCACUACUACAAAUGA
Messenger RNA from Clonostachys byssicola, 1158 nucleotides. The record is from the annotation of a GenBank genome assembly. Lineage: Eukaryota; Fungi; Ascomycota; Sordariomycetes; Hypocreales; Bionectriaceae.